CUUUCCACCUUUCCUUCUGAUUUGUUUUCCAAUCUAAACAAAUCAAAAACCCACUCGACCAACUACACACACUCUUAUUUUUUACUUGUCUCUUCCUUUCGACUAUGCCUAUGAAUCACACUGCUUAGGUUUCUCUCUCUCUUCCAUCAACACUAAAAUCAAGGUCUCUUUUUGAGUAAGGAGGUUGAUUUGAAGAUGGUUGGGAGCCCUGCAAUCCAUGUCUCAUCAUUGCCAACUUCUGUUUCUUCAUGUAUGAUGAUAUCUCUACCAAGCAACUCAUUGAAGUUCAUGCCGCUUUCUUUUCGAAAUCGGAAGAAAAUCAACAAGAUUAGAGCUACAUCUGCUGAUGGAAGUAAUGUCAAACAGUCGUAUAAUUCAGAAGCAAAGAAUCCACUUGCGGCUGUGUUUGACAUUCCUCGACGUAUUUGGAAGCAAACGUUGGGUCCAUUAAGUGAUUUCGGGUUCGGGCGCAAGAGCGUUUGGGAAGGUGGUGUUGGACUGUUUUUGGUAUCGGGUACGAUACUAUUUGUGCUUAGUAUGGCUUGGUUAAGGGCGUUUCAAAUAAAUUCCAAAUUCAGGAAGUACACGGCAGUUUUCGAGUUUGCUCAGGCUUCUGGUAUAAGCACUGGUACGCCUGUGAGAAUCAGAGGGGUCACUGUUGGCAAUGUCACUCGCGUGAAUCCUUCCUUGAGAUGUAUUGAGGCGGUUGUUGAGAUAGAAGACGAUAAAACAAUUAUUCCAAGGAACUCGUUUGUUGAGGUUAACCAGUCAGGUCUUCUGAUGGAAACUAAAAUUGACAUCAAUCCUCGUGAUCCAAUUCCAACACCUUUGGUUGGUCCUCUUCACGAAGAAUGUGCUAAAGAAGGUCUCAUUGUGUGUGAUAGAGAAAAGAUCAAGGGUCACCAAGGAGUAAGUUUGGACGAAUUGGUGGGAAUAUACACCCGUCUGGGACGAGAUGUUGAGGGAAUCGGUGUCGUCAACAGUUACGCGUUGGCUGAACGUGUUUUUGCUGUUAUGGAAGAAGCAAGACCACUUCUUACACAGAUGAAAGCCAUGGCUCUAGAUGUUCAACCAUUGUUGGCUGAAAUCCGUGAUAGCGGCCUGUUGAAGGAAGUUGAAAGUUUGACCCAAAGCCUUACCGAAGCUUCUAAUGAUUUGAGAAGGGUGCAUUCAUCUAUUAUGACCCCUGAGAACACUGAACUGAUCCAGAAGUCCGUACACACGCUUAUAUUCACCUUGAAGAAUAUUGAGAAUAUUACCUCUGAUAUGCUAGGUUUUACCGGCGAUGAAAGUACCAAAAAGAGUUUGAAAAUACUUAUCAAGAAUCUCAGCAGGUUAUUGUAAAGUCAAAUUCAAAAGUGAUGUAGCUAUAACAGGUGUUUCAGUGACGGGAGAAUUUGACUUUUUUGGCUUCUGCUUAAGUUUUUGGCUCCAUCCAUGUAGAACACUUCUUACUGCAAGAGUUUGAGAAGAAUGAAGUCACAGUCUAAAGCCUUUUAGAGUUUCUAAGUGUUUCACUUGGUGAUAUUUUGAGUUGAUCGAAAUCGCCAUUGUAGCAAUGUAUUAGAUGACGACCAUGAUCAGUUUAAUUCCCAUAGAACAGUUCAGUUUGAUGUCAUAGAAAGUUUUCAAUACUUUUUUUAGGCAAAUUUUCAA
Messenger RNA from Vicia villosa (hairy vetch), 1656 nucleotides. RefSeq names its product protein TRIGALACTOSYLDIACYLGLYCEROL 2, chloroplastic-like. Gene Ontology annotation, cellular component: chloroplast inner membrane. Lineage: Eukaryota; Viridiplantae; Streptophyta; Magnoliopsida; Fabales; Fabaceae. The record is from RefSeq and is a predicted model, not a curated record. Bases 196 to 1344 code for a protein of 382 amino acids. The transcript has 7 exons. Gene Ontology annotation, molecular function: phospholipid binding; lipid carrier activity.